Molecule: messenger RNA, 147 nt
Organism: Funneliformis mosseae
Lineage: Eukaryota; Fungi; Glomeromycota; Glomeromycetes; Glomerales; Glomeraceae
Source: the annotation of a GenBank genome assembly
AUGUUAAAAGGCACUAGUUCUAAAAAUAGAAAACUAUAUCAAUCUUAUCUUGUUUCUAAUUCUAAAAAUAAAGAUAAUGAUGACAUUAAAUCUCCUGAUAUGAAAGGUAAAAAUAGACAAAUGGAUAAUAUUACACAAACAAAAUAG